AUGGCUCCCGCCAACUUCAAGACCUACGAGGCCCAGGCCCGUCUUCUCCGCGCCAUCGUGGCUGCCCAUCCGGAGGUCAAGUGGAACUACAAGGACAUUAAGAAGUUCUAUGGAUCGGACAUGACCAAGGAUGCUCUCAAUCAUCGCUUCAGAGCCAUUCGCAAUCAUAUCUGGACGCUUCAACAGGCACAUGAGCAGGGCAUCGACUGCAAAGACAUUCCUGUGGACCUGCCCAAGGAGAAGAAGGAGAUUGCCAAGUUCUUUGGCGAGUCCACCACCGACGGUAUUCAGUUCCAGUUCCGAGGCAUCAAGAAGGAUGCCGAAUCUCUCAAGCAGACGGCCAACAGCGGCGGCAAUCCCGCCACCGCCCUGAAUCUUCCGGCCAGCGCGACCUCGAGCGCCUUCUCGACUCCUCGCAAGCCACGCACUCCCUCCACCAAGACCCGUGUCUCGGGCGGCGGCCGCUCGACCACUGCCAAGAAGACUAAGCAGGUCAGACCUGUAGCCGUCUCAGAAGAGGACGACGAGGAGGAUGAAGAAAUCGACUAUAACGAAGUCGAGGACACUCCCUCCAAGAGCCGCGUCCGUGACCGCAUCCUCGACGGCCGUGUGUCUAAAAACACGCACACCCCCAAUCCCCGCCGCAGCGUUACUCCGAGCCGUGCCGCUACCAUCGCCGCGGCUGCAAACAUUGCCCAGGCUGCUGCCGUCGACCUGACCACUUCCGACAGUGAUGCCAACACAUCCGACAAUGCCGCGGGCUACGAUACUCCCGCUCCUAUCGACGCGAAGUCCGUCGUCAUGCAGCAGCAGACGCAGUUGCUCCUUGCGGACCCCACUCCUGCUUAUGAGCAGCCAAUCGCCCACCCUGCGGUUCAGCCUGCGAUCCAGCCUGCAAUCCAGCCCGCUACCCAGCCUGCUAUCCAGCCCACUCAUAAUGGCGACUACUCCAGCCACUCCAGCUUCGACCAUUCCCAGGGUACCGCCCCUUUCAACGAUGACUCGCUCAUCUUCAGCUUCGUCGAAACUAUGGAGCACGGCAAUGGCGACUUCAACCCUUACAUGGGCAAUGAUGGCGAGAUCUAA
Molecule: messenger RNA, 1086 nt
Organism: Colletotrichum higginsianum IMI 349063
Lineage: Eukaryota; Fungi; Ascomycota; Sordariomycetes; Glomerellales; Glomerellaceae
Exons: 3
Coding region: 1-1086 (361 amino acids)
Source: RefSeq, a predicted model, not a curated record